GAAGCUAGAGAGACAAAAACGAUCUUCUUUUCAAAAACCCAAAGCCCAAAUUUCACUUUCUCAACCAAGCCAUCGAUCCAACAAAUUAGGACCCAAAAAACACACAUAUAAACCUACCAGGAAUAAAACACAGUGUUUGAUUCUCUCUCUGUGCUAAAGCAGAAAGAGGGGUUUCGUUCUUCAACAUUUGCGGUUGAGGGAACCAGAAUAUAUUGACAGGAGGAGGCACUCAGUGAGUAUCAUGGGUGUCAAAAUCGCUUUUCGACAUAAUGGAAACAAUGGAGAUGAUGUUCAACCCUCACAAACUGACCAGGGUGUUCCUUGUGUUGCGGCUUCAUCAAACAAGGUUUUGCAGAAAUCCCAAACUUCUCGGCGCAUUAAAGGGGAGAAGAGUGUUCUUGAUGAUAUAAUGGGAGAUCCAGAUGACUUUGGAGAUCUUGAUGUUGGGUCAGACGGUGAUGGCGGUCGUUGGGAGGAUACAUGUAAAAUGCGCUAUGAAGAGGAGAGAAUCUUGGAGGGAAAGCUUCCCCUGGUGGACAUGGACUCUAAGGGCAUGGUGAAGGAUUCAUCAAUUGAAAGCCUCAAAGAAAAUGGUUCUAUAGUUGAUUCAUCGUUAACUGACAGCAAACAUGACCUUGACAACCUUGAUGAUCCAGGAAGCUCUAGCCUUAAAGCGAAUGAACACUUGACUCUGUCAAUGGCAGAAGAGAGAGCAAAUCGUUCGUGUGGAGUGGGUAACUCCUGUGCUAUAGGAAAUCGAAAGAUGCAUAAAACAAGAUAUUUUGUAAUAAAAAGCUUGAACCAUCAGAAUAUUCAACUAUCGAUUGAGAAAGGUAUUUGGGCCACUCAAGUGAUGAAUGAGCAGAUUUUGGAGGAAGCAUUUCAUAGUUCGGAUAGAGUAAUUCUAAUAUUUAGUGUCAACAUGAGUGGGUUUUUCCAAGGGUAUGCACAAAUGAUGUCUCCUGUUGGUUGGAGGCGGGAGAAUGUUUGGAGUGGGUCAAGUGGUGGAAGUAAUCCAUGGGGCCGGACUUUCAAAGUAAAAUGGCUCCAAUUGAAUAAUUUGGCUUUCCAGAAGACACUUCAUCUCAAGAAUCCACUAAACGACUACAAACCUGUGAAAAUAAGCCGAGACUGCCAGGAGUUAACCCAAGAAGUUGGGGAAGCUCUGUGCGAACUUUUAGAUGGAAGAAUUGAUAUGGAUGGCAAACAGAAGAGGGGCAAUGCUUUUAGAGAUGAUUUACUUUUUAAAAGACCCUGCAGGGAAUCCUCGAGCCCUUUGCCAGACGAGGAUUAUUCUCAAAAUACCUGGGCCAGGACACCAAUGCACUAUCCUCCCUUGUGUUAUCCAAAUGUCGCACUAGCUGAAACGCAGCAACAACCGUUAUCACUAGGAACCUCUUCCCGAGGAUCUGUGUUAGAUGUCCUGCCACCUCACUUAGAAGGACCAAAUGUCACCUGUUUUAGGCAACCUUAUAUUCCUGGGAAGCUAGGCAGUCGACAUGCUGACAGAGAUAGCCUUUCUCGAAUGGAAAUAAAUAAGGCAUUAAUUGAUGAAAAUUUUCGUUUUAUGGAUGGCCUGUCUGAUGAAGAUAUUCUUGAUAUGACAUACGAAGACUAUCUCAGGGUUCACGGCCUUGGAAACGAGACACCUAACCAUCAGGUCGCAGGAUUACGAAGAACCAUUAGGGGGACGUCGGCAAUUGCAGAUCAGAAUGAUGACCAAUAUUUGAGAUAUCUGGCUGAUUGGUAUCGCUCUCAGAAAGGAACACUAACGGGUACCAUGAACAUCCCCCACAAAUAAAUUCGUCGUUAUGGAAGUUUUUGCUCCGCGAUGCAGACUGGAGGGUUUUGGGUCUUUUACCGCCAUAAAUCGAGGAUUGUACAGCAUUAGUUCUAUCUGUGAUCCUCUUCAAUCUGGGGAUUUUAAUUCUUUUUCCUUUCCGUACUUCUUGUUAAAUUUCCCAAUUGGGUGUACAUGAUUUAUCAAAAAGCUGUACAUAUAAACAAGAAAGCAGCAUCUCUCUUAUUCUUUGUUGUUGUUUGAUGAUUAUACUAGUACUGUAACAGUAGCAACGGUUAGACUUUUUUAUUUUGUAAUGCUUCAGUGUUCUUUCGACUUGAAGGCUUUUCAAGUCCCAUCUUUUCCCUGAUAAUGUCACUAAUAAAUUUAAUGAAAUCAUGCAUUUGAAA
Molecule: messenger RNA, 2190 nt
Organism: Amborella trichopoda
Lineage: Eukaryota; Viridiplantae; Streptophyta; Magnoliopsida; Amborellales; Amborellaceae
Product: YTH family protein
Biological process (GO): regulation of mRNA splicing, via spliceosome; mRNA splicing, via spliceosome
Cellular component (GO): nucleoplasm
Molecular function (GO): N6-methyladenosine-containing RNA reader activity; mRNA binding
Source: RefSeq, a predicted model, not a curated record